Puccinia graminis f. sp. tritici CRL 75-36-700-3 is the source of this 2344-nucleotide messenger RNA. RefSeq lists its product as uncharacterized. The record is from RefSeq and is a predicted model, not a curated record. The transcript is spliced from 7 exons. Gene Ontology annotation, molecular function: protein binding; RNA binding. Lineage: Eukaryota; Fungi; Basidiomycota; Pucciniomycetes; Pucciniales; Pucciniaceae. Gene Ontology annotation, cellular component: nucleus. Bases 26 to 2014 code for a protein of 662 amino acids. Gene Ontology annotation, biological process: poly(A)+ mRNA export from nucleus.
ACCAACCAUCAAAAACCCAAAAACGAUGUUCAGUCAAAUAGCAAACCAACAACAACAACAGCAGCAAUCAGAAGCAUCAAACCAACUCAGAUUACUCAAAAGAUCGAUCGAAUCAAACCAACAUGAACAACAACAGCAACAACAACAACCACUCAUGAACACUAGUAACAAACUAGCACACCAUCAAAACAAGAAGAGACUCAACAAACAUCGACUAGACACCCCUACAAUAACAACAACAACACCAACAGCACAUCAGAAAUCAAACAAACUACACAAGACAACCAACUACAUCAACAACAAUAACAGCACCCCUCAUCGGUCACGACAGGUCCCUCAUCGGUCUACUCUUUCCACCAGACUCUCAUCAUCUUCAUCUACUCGUCAUCCAAGACCUUCCCGGAUCAUCGGAACUCAUUCACACUCCGAAUCCGCUAUCGAUGUGCUCCGUAAACUCCUCCAAUCUCGUUGGGAUCCCGUCACCAAACUGCUCGAUCUCGCUAAUCUGGCACAGGAUAAAAUCUUGAAGGCCGCCGGAAUCGCUGCGCCCGGUCAAAAAGGCGCCCCUCUAAGGACCGCCGGAGCGAUCUGGAAACUCUGCAAAGAGAUCUGUCCCAACGUCCGAUCGAUAUCUCUGGCAGAGAACCAACUACAGAGUCUACAACCCAUGUCCAUCAGCAGUUUAGUCGCGACUUUCCCGGAACUAGCCAAUCUAUCUCUAGCCGGAAACCGACUCGGCUCGUUUUCUGAUCUCAAUGCGCUCUCACCGACGACUGGACGUGGCGGGAUAAUGAACGGCUGCUCGUCCGGCCUCACGAGUCUACGCGAGCUGAUCCUGACAGGCAACCCGCUCCGAACGCAUGCCGAGAAGGACGGGCAGACGGGUCUGCAGAACUAUCUUUUCGAAGUCGUCCGACGCUUUCCCAGCUUAGAAGUCUUAGAUGGCGAGGCGAUUGAUCCUGCGAUGAAGGCGACGAUUGCCGCGACCGUUGCGGCUGCACCCAACAGGUCUCAGUCGAUGGUCGAAGAAGACAUGAUGGCCAAGCAACUCGAUACGCUCCCUCCUCAACCACCCCUCCCGAUGUCGAUCCAGCCGGCCUUCAUGAACGACUCGUCUACCUCGACCUUCGUUGCCGCCUUCUGUCUCCAAUUCUUUAACGCCUUCGACCACGAUCGCGCAAGUCUUAUGGACGUCUACGCCACCCAGUCUUCCUUCAGUCUCUGCGCCUCUCCCUAUAUUCCCGCCCGUGCUAAGAUGGCCGGGCUGACGAGAAACAGCCCCGAUAUGCCCGCUCAACAGGUCCCCUCUUGGAAUGAAUAUAUCGCCAUCAGUCGUAAUAAUGCUAGGCUUAAAGGUCCAAAAUUGAGUGAAAGAUUAGCGAAUGGGCCCGCCGAAAUAGUAAAUUUUAUGAAACAGAUACCAGGGACGAAGCAUCCGAUCAACGGGAGCGAAGACGGGACGAAGUUUGUUGUCGAUUCGUGGCAGAUGGGUGGUCUUGUGAACGAGAAUGUGUCGGUUGGAGGGAGCGUGAUAUAUGUGUCGAUCCAUGGCCAGUUCCAGGAGCUCCCUUCGUUGACUGUCCGCAGCUUCGAUCGCAAUUUCUUGCUUGGCGCUGCUGGUCCCGCUUCUGCGGCUGCUCUGAAAGGCUGGCCUUGUGUGAUUCUUACAGAUCAGUUAACUGUCAGAGGUUACUCCUCUCCUCAAGCUUGGGCGCCCACUGCCACCACAAGUAUCACUCCUCCUCAGCCCCAUGCCUCUGCUCCGGUCAUACCUCUUCCUUCAACUACAAACAAUGGCUUGGCUCAGCCUCCAAAACCUCUCAUUAUGAGUGAAGAAGAAAAGAAAGAAUUGAUCAAGAAAGUGAUGGAUUUAACAAACUUGAAUCUAAACUUUACGCUUGAUUGUUUGACCCAAAAUCACUGGAACUUUGAAGCUUCAAUCAAAAACUUCCAUGAGAUCUUACAGAGAGGCGGCUUACCCCCUGAUGCUUUCUUAUCUUCUUCUUCUUCUUGAACCCAUUUUUCUCUUACUUGUACUUGGUUACCCCGUUGAUGAUUGUCGUUUUUUUCUUUUUCUUGUGCUUUUCUGUCCAUAUUUCUGUUUCUGCUUCUUCUCAAACCUCUCCCUCUACCUCAUCACCAACAACAUCUUCAAGCUUCAUUACCCCUCCCCAUCUCUGCCUUUCCAAAAAAAAAAAGCUUCCUUAUCCAUAAUAUAUUUACCCAAUAAAAAGAACAGCACCACCAACAACAACAAAAAACAUUUAUAUAUCAUUCUAUCCAACCUCACAAAAAUCAAAAAAACUGAAAACACUCACACAACUGUAUUAUUAGCUCAGCUAGG